Messenger RNA from Mytilus californianus (California mussel), 2508 nucleotides. RefSeq lists its product as uncharacterized. The transcript is spliced from 9 exons. Lineage: Eukaryota; Metazoa; Mollusca; Bivalvia; Mytilida; Mytilidae. The record is from RefSeq and is a predicted model, not a curated record. Bases 36 to 1721 code for a protein of 561 amino acids. Gene Ontology annotation, cellular component: extracellular region.
UUCAAGGAUCUUUCAAAGAAAAUACAACACACAAAAUGUCGAUUGUUGCUACAAAAUGGAGCAGCAAAUCCCGCUCAGUUAAUGAUGACUGGACGACAAUUGUAACAGUUCAGGAGACUUUUGAAAAUCCUGAUGGAAGUACUGAUAUAAAGACCAGGGAAAUUGAAAUGGAAGGAAACCCGGACAAAGAAGCAAUAAAUGUUCGGGUUGAAUCCACUCAAGAAUUACAAGAGCCUUCCCUUAUUAAUCAGUCACCAGAAGAAUUUAUUAGAGAAGCAGUUGCAGAACAUAACGCACUACGGCAAAGACAUGGAGUACCGCCUCUGAGUAUUGCACAAGAUUUGUGUGACGUUGCUCAGAAAUGGGCAAAUUAUUUGAUAGAUAACAACAAACGUGGACACAGCUCGAACGGAUUUGGAGAAAACUUAGCUGAAAAGACAGGGAAUUCUCCUAAUUUAGAUUACGCAGGUAAGGCAGCUACCAAUUCUUGGUACAGUGAAAUAAAGAAUUACCAACAGUUCUUUGGAACAGAGCCACCAUCGUUUGAAGAAAUGGGAGGCAAAAUGUAUGGUCAUUUCACUCAAGUUGUAUGGAAAGGUUCACAGGAAAUUGGAAUUGGAAAGGCCAAAAAGAACGGCAGGGUUGUCAUAGUAGCCAACUAUAGACCGGCAGGAAAUCUUAUUGGCACAUUUGCGAAAAAUGUUUUUCCACCAAAUCAAUCAGUUCUACCCGGCAGUGUUGAAAGCACAACCAAUGGUACCCAACCCAGCAGUGUUGAAAGCACAAACAAUGGUACCCAACCCGGCAGUGUUGAAAGCACAACCAAUGGUAACCUACCCGGCAGUGUUGAAAGCACAACCAAUGGUACAUCUAAUAGUACAAAAAAUGACACAAGCAAUGAGUCAGAUUCAUCGGAUGCUCAUUCCGUCAACAUGUCGGUCAAGAGUAAGUCGACAAAAGUGAGAACAAACACUCAGAAGGUAAAUGGUAACACAAGUACAACUGUUAACGUAGAGGAGACGUUCACGUAUUCCGAUGGAAGCACACAGGUUAAAACUAGAGAAUUGGUAUUUGAUGGUCCCCCACCAUCUAAGGAACAGAUACAAGCUUUCGUGAACUCCAGUGAAGUUGAUGGGGAUGCUUUUAAAAAGCUGAGUCUCUCUUCGAAAUCUACUGAAUCAAAUGAGACUCUGCCAACUAAUAGUCAUCAAAAACCUCCACCCAAUACCAUAUCAACACAUGAACAACCACCCGGUUACUAUGCAGAACAAGCAUUAAAUGCACAUAAUGGAUUACGGGCUAAACAUGGAGUACCAGCAUUGACCUGUGCAGCCGACUUAUGUGCAAUGGCUCAAAAAUGGGCGGAUCAUCUUUUCACGAAUAACCUUACUGAACACAGUCCGAACGACCACAGGCCUGGAACUGGCGAAAACAUUGCUUACUUAAUGGGAACAAUGGCAGAUCUUGAUUAUCCAGCUGAAGAUGCUACAGAAUCCUGGUACAGUGAAAUAAAGAAUUACGGACCAUUCUAUGGGAAAGAACCGCCACCGUUUGGUCAGGUAUCCGCAUAUGGUCAUUUUACUCAAAUUGUAUGGAAGGAUACCAAAGAAAUGGGAAUAGGAAAAGCAAAAGGAAACGGUCGUGUCGUGGUUGUUGCUAAUUAUAGACCAGCGGGAAAUUUUAUUGGUAGCUAUUCACAGAAUGUCUUUCCUCCUCGUUAGCAGCAGUUUAAACAUACCUUUUCUAUGGAUGUUGUAGGCAGCGAUUAUACAUUUUUUUGUUCUUUUUUCAGUUGUAUUGUAUAUUGAAUUUAUAGUAUUUUUGGUAUGGUAUAUGCAUUAAAUCAAAGGAUUUAUUAUAUAUUUUAUCAGAACAAACAUGUCGUAUUAAAUUUAGGCUGUUUGGUUGUUUCCAGUUAGUUUAACUAACAUCAAGACUUUAUAACGAACUACAAUUUAAAAAUAGCAUUACUGUAUUUGACGAGUCUCCACUGUCAAAUUCUCAAUUGUAGGACACUAACUGUCAGAUUAGAAAAUUCAUAGCAUUAACAACUUCGAAGGGUAGUCACUAUGUUAUAUUAUUUAGUCCAAGAUAAACCUACCCUACUUAAAUAUUAUGCCUGUGGUCAUUUCGAUGUAAGAUUUAGUUUGAUAAGCAAUGGACAAAUAUUGCGGUUAGUUAGCAAAUAUGUUUUAUUUGUUGCCUAGGAACAAAAAAGAGAUAGGUUACAAAAUUGUUAUUUUUCGAAAAAUUUUAAUUAUCAGUGAGCUUUUUUUAUUUGACAUUUGCAACAUUUACUAUAAAGUGUUAAAGAUAAGAAAACAUAAAUUACAUUUUCAUUGUAUUCUUCUUUACUAAAUUUGACACAUGAAACACUUAUUUUCUAUCGCAUAUUGUUUAGCCUGUUUUUGCAUUUUGAAAGAUAUUGUUCUGAAAAUAUAAUAUUCGGAGAUAUGUUUCAGAUUAAAUUUACUUUCUUCUAAAUAAAAAGAGAUAUGGUUUGUUUUA